UGUCACUCGGGCGAUUGCACAUUCCAAUCGUUUUCCUGAGACCGACGAAAAAGAUGAAUCAGAAAUUAUUUAGAAGUCUUUAAUAGAAAGGUAAUAAACAGAUCUUAUCGUGAGCAAAAUGGCCGUGAAAUCAGUCAAUGCAUCCUAGUGCAUAAAGAUACUUCAACAUAAUACAAAGCAGGGACCAUGUCUUCCAACGAUCCAUCCUUCCCUGCAGAACGAGUAGUAGCGCCGAUGUUGCCAUCUCCAGACAAAUACAGCAAGCAGAUAUUCCGCCACAGUGACUCUGAAUCAGACACGGAUGGUGAAAGCGAGGACAAUGCUUCUGCGGUUACCAACAACGACAACCUCAAAACCACCGACAGUUUAUCCCAAAACCAGAAACUAUUGACACCAGGCAAAGGUCGAAUAAAAGGUCGUAAGUCAAGGUCACAGAGGUCACGAAGGGUGGAAUGGGAGAUUGUUGAAGGAUUGAGGGACGGACAGAAGUGUGAGCGAUUGCCGGAAAAGUACCAAGGCUAUCUGUCGAAACGAAAGCGCUGGCCAAUGAAGGGCUGGCAUAAGAGAUAUUUUCUUCUAGAAAAAGGCAUCCUGUACUAUGGAAAGUCUCCAAGUGAUAUACAGAAGGGGAAGUACCAUGGCGUUAUCGAUACUGGUUUAUCAGUGCUGGCAUUCAAGAGGAAUAGGCACAGAAUAGACUUUGAUGCUGAAGAGAUGGUCUACCAUAUCAAGUUAAAGCGCCAGGUGUUUGAUGAUUGGCUAAACAAGCUUCGAGAACAUCGACUUUAUCGUCAGCACGAGAUCGCAUAUGGAACAAAGGAAUCACCAAGGCUGACAGAACUUAACGCUACCUCCCCGGUUGAAGAUUUGAACAACAUGAAUGCCAAUCUAAACUUGGCGGAAAAGGCUCGUGACUCGUCGUUACAUCGUGAGCUGUCUCGUCAUCCGAGUCUUAAAGGCCAAGAUAGGGUUGCAACCUGGUUGCUUGACACUCAAGGAUUUGAACAGUGCAAUAAGGCUUUAGCGCAGGCUCAGAAUCUCCUUUACCAGUUGAACAAAGAUUUGGAAUCCAUACGGGAACUGCCUCUUAAUACUGAAAACGAUCUCUUUGAUUGCGAAAACAACGAUAAGAAGAAAAAUCGGAGUUUUGCGGGCCGGAUUACGGGGAAGAAGAAGGAUCAUAAACGUAACGCUAGUCUACAGGAAACAGAAUCUAUACCACGUGUACACACGCAGCCUUCCAUCUCUCUACCCCCGACGCCCCAGAUCUCCAGUAGCAACGCCCCACCCACCUUCAAAAUCUCCAAGGACCAGCUGCGUUCCAGCUCAUCUAACCCCAACCUGCAUGUGGAUGACAAGCCCCGCCCAACAAGUGCGCCGUUGACGAUGGGAUUGUCACCGGAACACCAGUCGAGGGUCAAUGAGAUUAAACUGCGUGAGGGUUUCAUGCAUAAGGCUGACCAAGUGCAUGAGACCCUGCGUACCCUGUUUCACUCAAUGUCGACGGAGCGUGACCGGCUCAGGCAGACAGUGGACAUGAAUAAAGUAACCACGGUCACAGGCUCGUCUUCCAUGAAUGCAAUGAAACAGACAUUGGCUGAUGUAUGUCAGCAGAAUAAACUACUAAAGGCCCGACUGGUCAAGAUUCACAAGGAAUCCAACUUAGCGGAUCUUCACCUUUCCAUCAGUCCUCCAGCGAGUCCAGUGGAUCGCAGGAUGGCCGGCUUGUCCCAGUCUUUCUCAACAGAGAGCUGCAGCAUGUCAGAAUAUUACGAUGCUGUAGAAGAAAACAACCUGGAGUCUAUGAGUGAUUCAUCAUCAGAGAGAUCUGACGAAGAGAUAUCGAGUGACAUCAGUGAUGACAAUGAAACGGAAAUGAGCAUUACACAUAGUGCAUCGGAGGACAACAUUCUUACCAAGUUCCAGACAGGUCGUCGGUCCAAACUCCCCGUGCCUAAACCUGACAAGGGCGACGUAUCAUUGUGGAACCUGCUGUUUCGUAAUAUUGGGAAAGAUCUAACGAAAAUAUCCAUGCCUGUUACAUUGAAUGAGCCUCUGAGUAUGCUCCAGAGACUGUGUGAGGAGUUGGAGUACAGUGAACUUCUGGAGAAAGCAAAUGAAUAUGCCGACCCUUACGAGCGAAUGAUGUACAUCGCAGCCUUUGCAGUGAGUAGCUAUGCAAGUUCAUGUUAUCGAGUCGGCCAUAAACCGUUCAACCCACUUCUCGGGGAAACAUACGAAAAUAUACGGGAAGACAAGGGCUGGAAAUUUGUGUCUGAGCAGGUGAGCCACCAUCCGCCAAUAUCUGCUUGUUACUGCGAGUCCAAAAUCUUCCAGCUAUGGCAAGAUGUUCAAAUCAAGUCCAAGUUCUGGGGCAAGUCGAUGGAAAUACAACCGAUAGGGAUUGUGAAUGUCGUCUUGCCCAAACAUAAAGACCACUAUAGAUGGAACAAAGUGACCACGUGCGUCCACAACAUACUUGGUGGUCAGCGCUGGGUAGACCAGUUUGGAGAAAUGACAAUCACCAAUGGAAACAUUGUAUGCAAACUCACCUUCACCAAGGCAAGCCACUACUACCAAUCAGAUAAGAGACACGAGGUGUAUGGUGUUAUAGAAAAUGGCGAGGGUAAAGUUGUCCAUAACUUGUUUGGCAAAUGGAACGAGGCUCUUUACUGUGGACAUGCUCCGUCAGCAAGGUGUAUAUGGCGACCAGGUAUGAUGCCAGAAGACUAUGAGAUGUACUAUGGGUUCUCCCGGUUCGCCAUGGAGCUCAAUGAGAUCCUUCCUGAUGAAAAACCCCAUCUGCCGUCCACAGACUCAAGGUUUAGGCCCGAUCAAAGGCUAUUAGAAGAGGGCAGAAUCCCAGAGGCUGAGAAAGAGAAAUCCCGUGUAGAAACUCUUCAGCGGGACAGCCGGAAGAAACGAGAAGCGAAGAAACAGGAGUAUAAGCCUGCCUGGUUCAGGAAGAACAAUGCCAAUGGAAAGGAUGUGUUUGUGUAUGACCACAAAUACUGGGAAACAAGGAAAGACCCGGACUUUAGCAAAACUCAGCUCCACAAACUAUGGUGAAAAAGAAUGGUUGAAAUGAUUGUUGCUGUUCAUAAAACCACAGCUGGUUAGGAAACAAUACACUUUGAUUGAAAUCUCCAGUUUUAACAACAGUGAAAUAAAAAAAUGAUGUAUUUUUUGCUUGAAAUUUAUGGCUUUUACAAUCUUUGAGUGAGGAAAGAAGAUCAAUACUGCUGAUGAAAUAUUGGUGGAAGAAAAAAGCUAUUUAUUGAUAUUUAAGUUACGAAGAACAGAAGACAAGACUAUAGGAAGAGAAGGAUUUGCUUACUGUUUAAAAAACAUGUUCUAAGUAAUAUAUACAAAACUUUGGUGAACUUAAUAUAUAUACUUAUUAUAUAGAUAAAUAUAAUGUGUAUUUCACUGUAAGAAAUAUUUUGUUUGGUUGAGGGGCACAAUGAAAAAAGCCAUUUCAGUUCAAUUUUUGGCAUUAUAUGCUUGUUCGUUUAUCAAAGGAAAGGUCAAGGCUAUCAUAGCUUUUGUGUUGUCACCAACUGUGGCAUUGGUGUCAGCAUUAAUAAAACGUGGGCAUUAAACUAAAAAUAUUUAAGAUAUUUAAAUGAAAUUUGGUACACAAGUUACCAGACAUUCAAAUGGAAUUUGGUACACAAGUUGCCAGAGAUUCAAAUGAAUUUGGUACACAAGUUGCAAGAGCUAAUAUACCCUUUUGCAGCUAGGCCUUGACCUCUGGUUUAAAUCAUUUAUUAGCGUUAUCUACCGCCUUUUUUUAUAAUAAACAACAGAAAAGUUUAGGCAUCUGCUCUGUGGCGGUCGUUUAAAUAUAAAAAAUCACCACAAACCUUGUCAAUUUAACCUAUCUAAUAUACAUGUACAUGUAGGAUAACUUCAAAUGUUUAUACUCGAAGGUGAUGGCAUCAUAUGCAGGAACAUGUAUCAUUUAAGUUCAUAAUUAUAACAUUUUCCGUGGUGAAAGUUCACUGUAAUAAAGCAUUCAGGUUUAAAAUCACUAUUGUUAGUUGUGCUAUGCUCACAAUUGUUUUCAUCAAUGUUUGAUAUUAUUUGUGAUAAAUGUUUUUGAAAUGAAACGAUUUGUUGGAAAUCGAUAUUUGAGUGCACUUACACAAUUCAAAGCCUAAAGCAUAAAACAGGUACUGAGUGUUCCAUUAUGCAACUUUUUAUAAAACUGUAGACUGUCAUAAUUUUGUAAAAAUUAAGAUUUUGCAGUUUCUUAAACUUCUCAAUAUGUUUAAUUUAACAAUGUUUGAUGGGGAUUUAGUUAUGAUGUCAAAACAUUAAGUGAAAUAGGUCAAAAUAAAAUGCAAAAAAAAAGGACCUUAUGGAAUUAAAACCAUGUACAGAACUCAGAAGUUAUAAUGUUUAUAACAUGAAUAAGGUGACUGGAUAUGUUAAGGGUACGGCAGAUAAUUAAAUAGCUCUCAUAUAUGGCAAUUAUAAUUUUGUUUCAUUGAAGUUAUUAUUGUCCGAUAAUCUUCAUUCUUUCUCAGUUUCUAUAAAAAAGAAUUGCAUCAUUUAAAUUCAGUUCUUUUUUACCAUCAUAAAUGAUAACUUGUAUGGACAAAGGUCUUAAUUCUUUCACCAGUAACUGAACUAUAAGUUGGGAAUUAGAUUCAUAUGUUCUACCACUGUAUACUUGAUUUUAUAUACUAAGAUAUGUAUAUAUGCUACAUACAUGAUGAUGAUUGAUAAAAACACUGGUGUUUUUUUAUAAGUGAAUUAAAAUAAAGUGUUUAGAGCAUGCCCUCUCACAGAUUGAAUGUUUUGACAACUUUUUUUAUGUUUUUGUCUUAGAAUGAGCCAAUUUUUGCAAAUUUCGAAUGGAAAUAUAAACCUCUGUGAUCUGAUCUUUUGUCAGCAGUCUUAUAUCACUGGUUUACAGAGAUUUAUUCAAAAUUUGACUCGUACAAAGACCAAAAAUUAAACAGUUUUUCAAUACAGUAAAAUCUGUGAGAGUGCUGCUUUAAUUUCUGCUCAAUUUAUAUAAACUGAAAUGUUUUUGAAUGGCAUACUCGCUACUGUGAUAAGGUGGUGAAAUAUCAUAUCGUGGAUAUUGGGCUAUAUAGUUUGACUUUUAUUUUGUUCUGAAAAAACAACAACAUUAUUUUGCAUUCCUGUGUACUUGUAUUAUAUUUUUAUUUUAUUAUGUAUAUUAUUUACUAUGACUCGAACAGCUUACAUAGAACAUGGCAUGUUUGUUUACAAUGGCUUAACAUGUAUCUUUUAAAGGCAUAUUUCAUCUGUAUACAUUAUUUGUACUCACUUAAGUAAUGUUUAUGUGUUAAUAUUUUACUGUCAUAUCAAAUAUCUGCUUUUCAAUGUACUCCAUGCUCUUUAUUUUCUAUUAUUUAAAUGGUUUGCAUUUUGACAUUAAAACUCAUAUCUAUGAGAAAUAUUUACUUAUUAUCAAGUUGUAUUUACAAAAAACAUGACUCAGAUUGGCAUUUGUUCAUGGAUAAAUUGAAAUAUGUAUACCAUAUAUCGUUAUAGUGGCUUAAUAUUUUCAUUCAUUUUCACUCAUAAAGUGAUUAAUUGUUAUUUAACUAGACCAUAGGUAAUAGUAUAUGUCAUAAUGUGUAUAUGACCAUAUAGUAUGCUUUGUAUUAGGGAUUCAAACAAACGGCAAAAUUCAGUAAUUAUUUUGUUGAAUAUUUGAAUAUUUUUCGAUUACCGUAAUGAAUAUAUUGGAUGUUGUAGUAAACUCUAACUGUUUGCUAUAAACAACGAUUUCCUUAUUAUUGUAUGUCAAAUAAUUUUAGUGCUGUCGGAAUACAAGAAUUUAUUGCAGAGUGUGGCAUAUAUUCAACUUGUCAAAACCUAGAAAAGCACAAUUUAUUUGGUUAUGUUACCCUUGUUCGGGUUUAAAAAAAUAAAUAAAUAUUUGAUUACCUAUAUAUUGACAUUUGAAUACCAAACAUUCUAUCGAACAUUUAUUUGCAUCCCCACUUUAUGUUGAACCUGGUAUGUCAUUAUAAUUGUUUUUAAACUGAUGACAGUCAAACACAAAUGUGUUCAGUAGAAGUAGUUGUUAUAAGUCUCUUAUUUUUUGGAUAUGGAAUACAAAUUAUACAAUGUUGGGGCUUUAUUCAUAAAACAUCUUAAGUCAUUUCUUAAUUUAAGGAUCAUUAUUCAAUUUAAGCCUCUCACUGGCUAUAUGAUAUAAAUACUUAAUGACGUCCUCAAAGAAUAUUUUCAUUACAUAAAAUGCACACAUUUAUGUUAAAAAAAACACCUUCUAAUCAUCUUAAUUUAAUUAUAACAAAGUUCAAGAAAUUGACUUAAGUAUGAGAUACAUUAUUGACAUUAGAUGUUUUAUGAAUACUAUCCAAUUUUCUUAAUAGUACAGCGUGUGACUAGCCAUUUUCAUUGACUUAAAAUGUAGCUGAAAGUUUAUUCCUAAUUUUGAAUAUGCAAAAUUUAUAUCCAAAUGUCAAUAUCCUCAUUUGUUGACAAAUGUAAUGCAAUUUUCCAAUAUUUCAAAAAAAUAAAGUUUUUUUACAAACAAUAUACAUAUUAUAAAUACCCUUACAUUUGUAAGUAUACAUUGCUCGUAUAUUUAACAUAAGAAUUAAAUAACGAACUCUUAUUUAUUACUGUUAUAUUAUUAUAUAUACUUUUAUUAAGUUGUGUUAAAAUUAUUUCUGGAUUGUUAAUCAUCAUUUGUUACUUGAAAUAAUAAAAAAAUGUAUAUCUGUAAACCCGUUAUAUGUAAUUGUGUUUGUUUUACCUGUCAAAUCUUUGGAUUGUUUUUAUGUUUUAUUUUGUCGAACAUUUCCAAAAAUAAAAACCUUGAUUAUUCGGUUUAUAUGGAAUCAUUUUCAUUGCAUUAAACACUGAAUAAUGUAUACAACUGGGAUAUAACAAUUAUUUAAGAAACUUUAAACCCCCUAAAAAGUUUUCUGCUGGAAAUUGAUCUUGUAAGAAAGUUCAGAGGUAUAUUUAUUAAACAGGAUUUCUUACAGAUCUGUGACAGUUGGGUGUUUUUGAUUGUCUUUAAUGAUAUAGAGACCAUUUUUCGAACUUCAGUGUAAGAUUGAAAUUUAUUUCACUGAAUCAUUACAGAAAGCUAUAUUUUUAAUAGUGGCACAGAUACAAAUCUGACACAAAUGAAAACAUAAUUUUCUGUUAACAUAAGUGAAAUAAUUUUCGAUCUGACACUGAAAUUUAACUGAUGUUCUGUUCCUUUUAUGCAAUUUCAUUAGCAAAAAAUGUCAAUUAAAAUUAUGUGAAUUGAAAAAAUACAUUUAAAAUUAUAAUGAUGUGAAAUGACGUCAUUUGUAAUUCAUCUCAAAAUUAUUUGACCUGGCAAAGUGAAUUCAACGGUAUUUUUAUUAAGCAAUACCGGAACCAAGGGCAAUGAAAAUAUCCAAAUCGAUAUUUUCAGUUUAGUGAAAAUAACUAGUGAAAAUAAUGAUAUUUCAAUGAAAAGCAUAACUUCUUUUUUAUGACAAUUCAUUCUAUUGGCAGUCGUUUUGGCAAUCUGAAUUCAUUCAAUGUGGCAAACUAAAACUACCCCCAAAUGUCACAGCCGGGAUUCUGGGGCAUAAUGGUUUGCUUCAUGUAUUUAACAACUCUUGUAGCAUUAUCUCUGUAACACUAUUACUUAAAUCUUCUCUGUGGCUGACUUAUCAACAAGCUUUAUCAAACAUGGCUAGGUCAAGAAUUUUAGUUUAAGAUUGCCUUAAAUCUGCACUCUCGCAGAUGGACCAUUUUGACAACUGUUAUAUUUUUGUCUUGGAAUGAGCCAAUUUUCAUGUAAUUGUCAGCCGUCUUAUAUCACAUAAGACGGCUGACAAAAGAUCGGAUCGCAGCUUUUCAUAUUUACAUUCAAAAAUUGAUGUUUUAUUUUAGCUAUAACACUUCAAUUUUGGAACAUUAAUAUUAAAAACUUUGAUCUGAUAUUAUAUCACCAGUAUAACACUGGUUUCCAGAUAUUUACAUCAAAAUUGGUUCAUUCCAAAAAAAAAAAAGUUGUCAAAUUGGUCAAUCUGUGUGAGUGCAGCUUUAAGAUCACUUAUUGAUUGAAAGUGUCUUUUGCAAAUUCAAACUAUAUGUGUCUUUCUUGACCAAUAGAACAAUUUGUUUCCAAAUACACUCUUGCGAACGGUGGUAACAAAUUGGCACAGGAGGAGCAAUGUUUGAUAAGCACAUACAGAGCUGAUUAUUCUACCUUCUGUACCCUGUGUGUAGGAGAUAAUAUAGAAUAUUUGAUAAAGUGAUCUUUCAAUACAAUCCUUGAUAUGAGUCUAUGCUGCAGUUUGACUAGGAUUAUACUUUAGGCAAAUAUUUAUCGGGAUUUUGAAAGCAUAUCAAUUUAGCCACUGCCUUGAAUUUUAUUUGAUGCUCCAUUUUGAAAUAGGUAGUUGGUUCAUGAAUCAUUGUGCUUUGUUUGAAUUUUAACAUGAAAGAAUUGCUGUCUUUAAAACAAAUUUAAUUUUUCAAAUAUUUUCAACAUAUUUCUAAAUUUGAAAGUUUAUGAAUUAACUUAAGAACUUAUUUGUUAAAAAUAGCAUACCUUCAGAGAGGGGCCUAUUUGUUUUUGCCAUUAAAUCCACAUUAACUUACAACUAACAUUAACUUACAACUAACAAACUCUUCCGGGUACUGUAUUCAGUGUGUAUUUGAUAAGAUAUCUCUGUUAUCAUUUUAAAGUUACCUGUUAUUGAAAAUAAUUUGUCAAUAAAUUAUAUUGCUUUUUU
Messenger RNA from Mya arenaria, 8741 nucleotides. RefSeq names its product oxysterol-binding protein-related protein 6-like. Gene Ontology annotation, cellular component: plasma membrane; intracellular membrane-bounded organelle; cytosol. Lineage: Eukaryota; Metazoa; Mollusca; Bivalvia; Myida; Myidae. The transcript has 25 exons. Gene Ontology annotation, molecular function: cholesterol binding. The record is from RefSeq and is a predicted model, not a curated record. The coding region runs from base 187 to 3069 and encodes 960 amino acids.